Molecule: messenger RNA, 981 nt
Organism: Dipodomys ordii (Ord's kangaroo rat)
Lineage: Eukaryota; Metazoa; Chordata; Mammalia; Rodentia; Heteromyidae
Gene: Klhl42
Product: kelch-like family member 42
Exons: 4
Coding region: 1-981 (326 amino acids)
Molecular function (GO): protein binding
Source: RefSeq, a predicted model, not a curated record
AUGGCUGAAGAGCAGAGGGUACAGAAAUCGCCUUCAUGGGCUCAGCUGGUCACCCCCCUGCUGCAGCGCCUGCUCUCCCACGUGCGCCUCUCCAACUGCCUGGAGCUCUACCGCCUGGCCCUGGUCUACGGCCUGCCCGACCUGCGGGACGCCUGCCUGGCCUUCAUGGCCGUCCACUUCCACCAGGUGCUGUGCCAGCCUCAGUUUCCCCUCCUGGCCCCUCCCGCGCCCGCCCCGGGGGACGUCGGCCUGAAGCAGCAGCUGCUGGAAGCCCGGAUGGCGGGGACCCCCGUCCUGGUGGCCUUGGGGGACUUCUUGGGGGGGCCCCUGGCCCCGCACCCCUACCAGGGCGAGCCCCCGUCCAUGCUCAGGUACGAGGAGACGACCGAGCGCUGGUUCCCCCUGGCCAGCAAUCUGCCCCCGGACCUGGAGAACGUCCGGGGCUACGGUGCCGCUGCCCUGCACAACUACCUCUUUAUCGUCGGGGGCUACCGGGCCUCCAGCCAGGAGAUCGCCGCUGCGCACUCCUACAACCCCGGCGCCAACGAGUGGCUGCAGGUGGCCUCCAUGAACCAGAAGAGGUCUAACUUCAAACUCGUGGCAGUCCAUUCCAAGCUCUAUGCCAUUGGUGGGCAGGCCACAUCCAAUGUGGAGUGUUACAGUCCGGAGCAGGAUGCCUGGAAUUUUGUGGCACCCUUACCAAACCCUCUGGCUGAGUUCUCCGCAUGUGAGUGUAAAGGGAAGAUUUACGUCAUUGGAGGCUACACCACCAGAGGUCUAAGACCUUGGACGAUUUCAGAUAAAUUGAAGAUGUCCCGAAUGGCUUGCUGCGGGACAGUGCGAGGGAGCAGGGAGUCCGGCUGGGAUGGCUGUCAUGGGAUUCUCUUCUCCCAAGGCAUUCAGAGCCCAUUUGAAGGUAAUUUAAAAAGUACGGGGAACAUGCCACUUGCGAGGGUACUUCCUCCACUGAGACCUUACUGA